Molecule: messenger RNA, 1485 nt
Organism: Lachnellula hyalina
Lineage: Eukaryota; Fungi; Ascomycota; Leotiomycetes; Helotiales; Lachnaceae
Gene: fsr3
Product: FAD-dependent monooxygenase
Exons: 5
Coding region: 1-1485 (494 amino acids)
Biological process (GO): secondary metabolite biosynthetic process
Molecular function (GO): monooxygenase activity
Source: RefSeq, a predicted model, not a curated record
AUGUCGUUCCAUAAGCAAAUCGACCUAAGCGAUAGACUACAGGGGCUGUCCACUGACAAAGUCAACUUCCAUCCUCCGACCGGCAUCUCAGUCUUGAUUGUUGGAGCCGGAGUCGGUGGGUUAAUGGCAGCUCUCGAAUGUCGACGCAAGGGUCACAAUGUGCGUGUCGUUGAGCGAUCUCCGACACCAAGUACCCAAGGCGACUUCUUCUCCAUCGGUACUAACAUCAUUCGUCACUUCUACAACUUCUGGCCUGACUUGGCUGCUGAGUUCGAGCGCCUCAACUAUCAGAGUAUGAUUGCUUACUACAAGAUUACGGGGGAACAUAUCUCGGGACCAGAACCACUUUCAUGGGCCAACUUGACUGUUACUCUUGCCGAUAGAACCGAGAAGACCAUCCCCUUUCAUCGCCACAACCGUCCAAAAUUUGUCGAAGCGCUGUUAGCCCAGGCUAGAACCAUUAACGUUCAUAUCACCUUCGGCACACGAGUCGUCGAUUAUUUCGAAGAUGGGGAGAAUGAGAAAGCCGGUGUUAUUCUUGAAAAUGGCGACAAGUUGGAGGCUGAUAUUGUUAUUGCAGCAGAUGGUGUCGGAACUAAGAGCAAUAAGCUUGUGAAUGGCCACGAUAUCCGCGCAUAUCCCAGUGGAUUCUCCAUUUUCCGGGCCGCGUUCCCCAUCGAUAUUGCUUUAUCUGAUCCAGAGGUUAGAGCUCGAUGGCCUUUGCUGGAGGGGGGACAGACUUACGGUGAGUUGUGGCAAGGAAAGGAUAUGUCUUUCACGGUGCAGCGAUAUACCGACAUCAUGAGCUGGACCUUGACGCAUAAGGACGUUGGUACUGGCACAGAGUCGUGGCACCAAACCGUUGACGCUUCCAAAGCUCUUGAGUGCACAUCGAAGAACCCAGGAUUCCCCGAUAUCGCAAAACGCUUGAUUAAGACCACACCUAAGGAUGCCCUCGUUGAUUGGGAGAUCAUGUGGCGUGAUCCACGGGAGAAUUGGAUCUCGCCACUGGGUCGAAUAGUUCAGGUUGGCGACAGCGCUCACACAUUCUUACCCUCAUCCGGGAGCGGCGCAACUCAAGCAAUGGUGGAUGCCAUAUCGCUCGCCACAUGCCUUCAAAUUGGCGGGAAAAGUAACAUUGCCUGGGCAUCCAAGAUUCAUAACAAGCUUCAAUUUCAGCGCGUCUCGUGCCUUCAGCUAAAUGGCUUCAUCAAUCACCAGCGGCAAAACAAUACAAACUUUGAAGUCAUCGGAGAAGAUGGAGACUCGUUUAAGAGCUAUAUUGGUAAAUGGGCGUUGACACACGACGCGGAUAAGUAUGCCUACGAAAAUUACGGCAAGGUUCUCAAUCAUCUUCUGUGUGGUGCACCGUUCCACAGCACGAAUAUCCCACCUGGAUACACCUACAAACCUUGGACUAUCGAGGAGAUGUUUGAUAUCAUUGGCGAGGGAAAGAAGAUACAGUUUGAUGGAGAUUGGUCUUGA